Chrysoperla carnea is the source of this 1439-nucleotide messenger RNA. RefSeq lists its product as uncharacterized. The record is from RefSeq and is a predicted model, not a curated record. The transcript has 6 exons. Lineage: Eukaryota; Metazoa; Arthropoda; Insecta; Neuroptera; Chrysopidae. The coding region runs from base 165 to 1406 and encodes 413 amino acids.
UGACUGUGUUAGUUUACAUCUUGUAGUGGUAUCAUCAUUAAGCAUUCCUAUAUACCUAUACCAUUGGUGAUUUUAACGGUGGACUAGACAAGACAUUCUAAUACAUAGUUAAAUGUAUGUGUAAAUUUUGUUGUGUACAAACUUUAAAUUAUUUUUAAAUCAUAAUGAAGACCAUUAUCGCAGUUUGUACAAUAACUUACAUAGUUUUAUAUGUAAAUGCUGCACCAUCUGGUUCAGGUUCUGCUUCAGCUUCUGGAUCAAUUUCAGCAUCUUCCAGUGGAGGAGGUGCUUUUGGACUUCCGUUUUUGACAUUUGAAAAUGGUAAUUUCGGUGUGAACUUUGGUGGAUACAAAGCCUCUGCGGGGCUUGGUGGACUUUUGACUGGCAAUGCUGCACAUGGUGGAUUACAUGCAUCUGCCGAAACUCCGUUUGGACAAAAAGCUGGUGCUGGACUAGGAGGAGCAGUUAAUGGAGAUGGUAUCACAGGAGGUGGAUUGUAUGCAGGUGCAACAGCUGGUAAUGGUGUAGCAGCUGGUGCUGGCUUAGAUGGUGAAGUAUCUGGUUCUGGAACAAAAGGAUCAAAAAGAGCAUUUGCAACUACAGGCAUAAGUGGUUCUGCAACAAAAACAAUAACUGAAACAAGACCUGUAGCAGUUGCACCAAUUUACAAAGAAAUUGAAGUACGAUCCUCUGAAGUAGAACCAACUGUUAUUUACAAAACAAAAACAAAACUCCGUUCCAGAGUUCGUUCUCGCCCACACCACAGAAAAUAUUAUACUUAUAUUAGCGAAGAACCAGUUCAAUAUGUAGAAAAACGUGUUAAUGUUGUUCAACCGGUUAUCACCAAACAAAAGUAUGUUGAAAAGCAUUAUUCUGCCCCAAUUGUUGAAACACCGGCUGUUGUUGGUGGAGGAUCAUUUUCAGCAAGUGCUAGUAUUGCUGGAAGUGUAGGUGGAAGUGGUGGAGGAUAUGUAGAAAAGCAUUUCGCACCAUCCAAUGAAAAAGAAGUAGUUGUGGAAAGAAUUGUCAAACCGAACAGAGAACCAGAACCAAUUAGUGAAGAAAAGGAAGAAUUGCCACAACAAUAUCAACCAACUGCUGAUAUCGCAGGAUCAGCAUCAAACGCUUACAGUGGAAGUGGAACUGCUAAUAAUGUAGCUGCUGGUAGUGGUAGCAAAACAAUAUCAUCAAGUGCUGCUGUGUCAACCUCUAGUGGUGGCCAUGGUCAUGCAGGUAGCCUUGGAUAUUCAUCAACAUUUUCAAGCGGCGGUGGUGGACAAUUAAUUCGUGAUAUUUUUAAUAUUCCAAUUUCUACUUUGGAUGCUGUAAGUAAACUUGUGAGUAACGCCGUUAAAAAUACAUCAUUUUCAGUGAGUAAAUCGUUCAGCAGCUCGUAUGCGGGUUAAUUACAUGAAAUAAUGUUUCAUAUAGAUUAUGUA